AUGUACAAAGUUGGCUGUCAGACUGUAGAAGAUGAUUCUGUAGUAUGUGAGAGCAUCGAAGAACUGUCGAUUUGCAAAGCGAAGAUGAAAUCUAAUGGUGAUGCGACAGUUAAAUUCGAUGUUGAUCAAGAAGUUAAGGAAGGAUCAGAGCUAUCAUCGAGGCAGGAUAACGAUGAAGUCGAUGGCGGUGAUGAAAAUAUCGUGGAUGAAGAAAACAGUGAUCAGGCGGGACUUCAACCAAGUAGCGGUGAUGAUGAGGACGCGGUGGUGAUGGAAGAGGAUGCACCUGGUCCUUCAAACUUUUAUGGUACAGAUCAUGCAGCAUUCCAUCUACCGACAAAUCUUGAAAUUCGUGAAGGUGUCGACUAUCAAUGUCCGGUACAGGAUUGGACAAUAGAAGAUGAUUAUUACGAUGAAGCAGAACGUGAAACUUGCCUUUGGCGACCUACAAAUCUCUUGGAAGUUGUUGACAUCAACGAUUAUCUUUCUAUUGCACUUUCAAGCUUCAAUAUUGAACAAGAUCGGGCAAUGUUCAUCUUGCAAUCAUCAGAUUAUAAUAUCGAAGAAGCUAAACAUCAACUCGCUAAACGACGAAUCAAAAAAGAACCGUGGAGUGAAGAAGACAUAACUAUUUUUAAGCAAGCACUGCAAACAUAUGGCAAACAUUUUAAUAAAAUCAAACAGUUGUUGCCACAUAAAUCCAUAAAGGAAAUUAUUAAUUUCUAUUACGACAAUAAGAAGAAACUAAAUUUUCGAAGUAUUAUUGAUACCUUUUUGGAAGAACACAAUCCUGAAUCCAGUAGUUCUGAAGACGGUGACCUGAACGCUAUAGAAAAGCGAGGCAGUCGAUGUUACAACUGCGAACAGACCGUAAAUUUGCGUCAUAUGGGUGAUUUAAAACUUUGCAACGCAUGUUUUAUUCAUUUUAGAAAUUAUCACCGUCACAGGCUAUGUCUAAAACCAAUGGGUUUUGAUGGAAACACCAACGAAAUUAUGAAAUGUCCUAAAGGUAUAACGGAAGUGGUGGAACGAUUUGUGGAAUUUGCAACUGAGGAAGAGGAUGUUGCACAAUCAUCAUCAUUAAAGAAAAGCGUUGAUGAAGUGGAAAGUGAUGACGAUUUGCAAAUUGUUAGUGUUAUUCGACCACCGGAACUGCGAUACACUCGGAUCUUAAAGCAUGCUUUCUAUGAUUUGCUGGAAUUUUUAAGAAUUUCUUACCUCAUUUUCAAACAGCUGGAACGAGAAGAAAUGCUUGCAAGAGGAAACUGCGUACGACUGGAGCAUAGAUUACGAAUGCAGUUUGAAAAAAAUUUAAAUGAACAUUUGGAACGUUAUCGAGUUAGUCGACUUCCGUCAUCUACAGCUUCUAGUCGUCCUCGACGUUCUCCAUCAUGGUCCUACAAAGAAAAGUGGCAAGCGUUGUUUGAAGUUUUCUUGAAUUUUUAUACCGUUUUUUUUUUUUCAUCAGCAUUUCAACGAUAUGGGAAGGAUUUUGAUGCUGUUGCGGAAGUGCUAGAAAGUAAAACGCCAGAUAUGGUGAAGGCUUUUUAUUAUGAAAUGCGAGAAGAAAUUGAUGAUAUGAUCAGCAAAACCAAUGACUACUAUCGCAAGUUAGCAAAUACUUAUGAAUUUGAUCGAAAAACUGAAGUUGAUGCAUCAAACGAAGUUAUUGAUAUCGAAUAG
Molecule: messenger RNA, 1683 nt
Organism: Acanthocheilonema viteae
Lineage: Eukaryota; Metazoa; Nematoda; Chromadorea; Rhabditida; Onchocercidae
Source: the annotation of a GenBank genome assembly